Racocetra fulgida is the source of this 708-nucleotide messenger RNA. NCBI's taxonomy places the organism in Eukaryota, Fungi, Glomeromycota, Glomeromycetes, Diversisporales, Gigasporaceae. The record is from the annotation of a GenBank genome assembly.
AUGAGUGAAUUCGAACAAGUACCCGAUCAAGAAGCCGAUAUUCAAGAAUCAGAAGAGGAGGAGGAACUUUUCUAUACUGAAAUCGACGAACUUCAAAACCAUGGAAUUGGUGCUGCUGAUAUUACUAAACUUAAAAGUGCUGGUAUUUGCACUGUGCGGGCAAUUCACAUGACAACUCGAAGAAAUCUUUGCAAAAUUAAAGGACUUUCUGAAGCAAAAGUUGAUAAACUUAAAGAAACCGCCUCAAAACUCCAGGUUAUUGGAUUUAUCACGUGUGGUGUUCCUACUAUGUCAAUUACUGAAGCAUUUGGUGAGUUCAGAACCGGAAAGACUCAAAUCGCUCACACUUUGUGUGUUGUGGCGCAGCUUCCACCUGCCAUGGGGACUUUUCGUCCAGAGCGCAUCAAAGCUAUAGCUGCGCGUUUCGGAAUUGACCAUGAAGCUGCCCUUGAGAAUAUUCUUUUUGCACGCGCUUACACUUCUGAGCAUCAAAUGGAGCUUAUUAUCGAGUUGGCUGCUCGGUUUGCUGAAGAAAGAGGAUAUUUGAUUAAAGAAUGUUAUUUAAUUAAUAGAUCCACUGUUCGCCUUUACCUGCGCAAAGGUCGUGGUGACGAACGAAUUGCCAAGGUUUAUGAUUCACCUGAUAUGCCUGAAGCCGAAUCUCCCUAUACUAUUUCGUUAGGUGGUAUUAUUGACAGUUCUAGUUAA